AUGGCUGCUCGUUCAGACCAUAUGCCGCCUCGAGCCGAGUGCCACUCAUCGACUGCAUCGUGGCUGAUCAUGCAGUGGCUGAUUACCACAAGAGGGCAAGCGAACCCAGAACGGCGGAUGAUGCUGACGGUGCUCAACAGAGAUAUUCACAUGGCGGCUAUCCUUGAGCCGCGCUACAGACACCGUCUGUCUGCGCCGCCGCAGCCGCCAUCGCAGCACCACCAGCAGCAGCAGCGACACGAUCAAAGUGCGGAGCAGAACCGAUCGAAUGGGUUUGCGCUUCGACAGAGUGUCAAGUCGACCGCAACCAAGCGCCACAUGCUCGUCGGCGGUACCGGAUCACAUCUUGACAUCCGCAACAGAGAUGCGAGCGGCUGGUCAAUCGAUGAAACGAGAUGCUGGAAAAGCCACCCAAGAUUCGCUCGAUCCGUCACGGCGGAGCUGAAGCUGCAGCCAAGAUGGGGUUGCUCGCCACUCUCCCACUCACGACUCCUUUUUCGUGCAGAAGGCUGCAUGCUCGAUGCCCAGACGUGCAGUAGACUCAGUCCACACGGCUUCUACGAUCUACGAUGCGCUCUGACAGAAGCCGCCAAGUCGGAGAUGGAUAGGUCUGACCGAGCUUUGCAUGCGUGUGUCAAGCGCCUUCCAUUUUUUUUCUCCGCGAGGCACUUGAGCAGCAGCAGCAGCAGCAGCAGCAGCAGGGGCACUCGACGCGAGUGGUUUCCAAGCCAAAAGAAGCAAGUUGAGUUGGACUUAGUGAGCGAGGCCACGCGAGUCGCUUCUGUCGUGCAAGCCUUAUUUUCACUUUUGCCGUUGGGCGUGCUUGAGGGAUCUGCGUCGAGUGAGACACCGGUUGCGUGGUUGCAAAUUCGUGUGUUGAUCUGCCUCGUGCUGUAA
This is a messenger RNA of Pseudozyma hubeiensis SY62, 897 nucleotides long. RefSeq lists its product as hypothetical. NCBI's taxonomy places the organism in Eukaryota, Fungi, Basidiomycota, Ustilaginomycetes, Ustilaginales, Ustilaginaceae. The record is from RefSeq and is a predicted model, not a curated record. The coding region runs from base 1 to 897 and encodes 298 amino acids. The transcript is spliced from 2 exons.